AUGCGGUGGCUUCUCACCUCGUCCGUACUGUUAGUGCCAGCUACAGCCCUGGUUCGACCUGAUGGCGUGGGCCGCACUCCUGCCCUUGGGUGGAACUCAUGGAACGCAUACAGCUGCGACAUUGACGCCGACAAGAUCGUGACUGCUGCCAAUGAAGUGGUCAAUUUGGGGUUGAAGGAUCUGGGAUAUGAGUAUAUCAACAUCGACGACUGCUGGUCCGUCAAAUCCGGCCGCAACACCACCACCAAACGCAUCAUCCCAGACCCCGACAAAUUCCCCAACGGCAUCUCCGGCGUCGCAGACCAAGUGCACGCCUUGGGUCUGAAACUGGGAAUCUACAGCAGCGCCGGUCUCACCACCUGCGCCGGCUACCCAGCCAGUCUAGGCUACGAAGAAAUCGACGCGCAAUCGUUUGCUGAAUGGGGUGUUGACUACCUUAAAUACGACAACUGCGGCGUCCCCACCAACCUCACAGACCAAUACACCUACUGCGUCCCCGACAGCACCGACGGAUCCAACUACCCCAACGGCACCUGCGUGGACCUGACCGAUGCUGCGCCCACAGGAUACGACUGGGCCACCUCCACCACAGCGAAACGGUACCAGCGCAUGCGCGAUGCCCUACUCAGUGUCAACAGAACAAUUCUCUACUCACUAUGUGAUUGGGGCCAAGCGGAUGUGAACGCUUGGGGGAAUGAAACGGGGAAUAGCUGGCGCAUGUCGGGAGAUAUUACCGCAACAUGGACCCGCAUCGCCGAAAUCGCCAACGAAAACAGCUUUUACAUGAACUACGCCAACUUCUGGGGCUAUCCGGACCCGGACAUGCUGGAGGUGGGGAAUGGGAAUUUGACUCUCGCUGAGAAUAGAGCGCAUUUUGCUCUUUGGGCCAUGAUGAAGGCGCCGUUGAUUAUUGGGACGCCUUUGGAUUCCAUCGACACCUCCCACCUCUCCAUCCUCCUCAACAAACCCCUGCUCACAUUCCACCAAGACGAUGUGAUCGGUCGCCCUGCGUACCCGUACAAAUGGGGAUAUAAUCCCGAUUGGACGUUUGAUCCGGAGCAUCCGGCGGAGUAUUGGUCUGGGCCGACAUCUUCUGGGGAGGUCUUUGUGUUGAUGUUGAAUUCGGAGGACGGGGUGAAGACUCGUACGGCGCUUUGGGGGGAGGUGCCUGAGUUGAAGAGUAAGAAUUCAAAGGAGGAGAAGAAAGGUAAAGGGUUUAAGGUGACGGAUGCGUGGACUGGGAAGGAUGUGGGUUGUGUGAAGGAUAAGUAUGAGGUGAAGUUGCAGGCGCAUGAUGUGGCGGUUUUGGUUGUUGGGGAGGAAUGUUAG
Aspergillus luchuensis is the source of this 1329-nucleotide messenger RNA. RefSeq names its product glycoside hydrolase family 27 protein. Gene Ontology annotation, biological process: carbohydrate metabolic process. The transcript is spliced from 7 exons. Bases 1 to 1329 code for a protein of 442 amino acids. The record is from RefSeq and is a predicted model, not a curated record. Lineage: Eukaryota; Fungi; Ascomycota; Eurotiomycetes; Eurotiales; Aspergillaceae. Gene Ontology annotation, molecular function: hydrolase activity, hydrolyzing O-glycosyl compounds.